GAGGCGGAGGAGGCGGAGGAGGAGGAGGAGGCGGAGGAGGAGGAGGAGGCAGAGGAGGAGGAGGAGGCGGAGGAGGAGGAGGAGGCGGAGGAGGAGGAGGAGGCGGAGGAGGAGGAGGCGGAGGAGGAGGAGGCGGAGGAGGAGGAGGAAGAGGAGGAAGAGGAGGAGGAAGAGGAGGAAGAGGAGGAGGAAGAGGAGGAAGAGGAGGAGGAAGAGGAGGAAGAGGAGGAGGAAGAGGAGGAAGAGGAGGAGGAAGAGGAGGAAGAGGAGGAGGAAGAGGAGGAAGAGGAGGAGGAAGAGGAGGAAGAGGAGGAGGAAGAGGAGGAAGAGGAGGAGGAAGAGGAGGAAGAGGAGGAGGAAGAGGAGGAAGAGGAGGAGGAAGAGGAGGAAGAGGAGGAGGAAGAGGAGGAAGAGGAGGAGGAAGAGGAGGAAGAGGAGGAGGAAGAGGAGGAAGAGGAGGAGGAAGAGGAGGAAGAGGAGGAGGAAGAGGAGGAAGAGGAGGAGGAAGAGGAGGAAGAGGAGGAGGAAGAGGAGGAAGAGGAGGAGGAAGAGGAGGAAGAGGAGGAGGAAGAGGAGGAAGAGGAGGAGGAAGAGGAGGAAGAGGAGGAGGAAGAGGAGGAAAGUUACAAAAGCCGACCCUCACACCGGCUUCUGCAUUCCAUUGAGGACAAGGGGCCGGCACCCAACGCCAACACUAAACCAGGAAACAGCACAGAACUGCCUUUGUAUUGCCUCUAUACAUAUGCGAAAGUAAGAAAUACUUGUUUUACCACAACUAAACCUGUCAAACACAAACGAAAGCAUAAGAGGAGAAAAAAAUCAAUGGGUGCAUCUUAUGGUUAUAGUGAUGGCUCUCGACUUAUGACGGGCAUAUGGUUGUCAUACUACGACUAUAUUCUCUAG
Messenger RNA from Penaeus chinensis, 903 nucleotides. Its product is annotated as cilia- and flagella-associated protein 251-like. The record is from RefSeq and is a predicted model, not a curated record. Lineage: Eukaryota; Metazoa; Arthropoda; Malacostraca; Decapoda; Penaeidae. The transcript is spliced from 6 exons. The annotation marks the transcript as partial.